Saccoglossus kowalevskii is the source of this 1533-nucleotide messenger RNA. RefSeq names its product endoglucanase 5-like. NCBI's taxonomy places the organism in Eukaryota, Metazoa, Hemichordata, Enteropneusta, Harrimaniidae. The record is from RefSeq and is a predicted model, not a curated record.
AUGAGCGCCGCACUAGGUGGAGUUAAUAAAGUAACCCCCAGUCAGAAUGUCAACGUUCAGCAUGGAACAGAGGAAAUUACAAAUUGCUUUUCACAGUUCGCCGGAGCCAACAGUAAAUUCGCCAUCAUUGGUGGUGGUAUUGCUACAACUACAACUCUCGUCGGAAUAAUUACCGUUGCCGUCGUCGUGUCAACAACAGGAGAAAGUGUUGAAACUCCUUAUAACUAUUCAGAGGUUAUUCACAAGUCUAUACUCUUCUACGAAGCACAACGAUCAGGCACAUUACCACCAACCAACAGAAUACCCUAUCGAGGAGAUUCCGCAUUAGAUGACAUGGGACUUAACGGUGAAGAUUUAACGGGUGGCUGGUAUGAUGCCGGUGAUCACAUCAAGUCAACGUUCCCGAUGGCGUUCAGUGUCGCAGUUCUCAGCUGGGGUUAUCUGGAAUUUAAGGAUGCAUACGAAGAAGCCGGUGAAACACAGAAUAUGUUGGAUUGUAUCAGAUGGGGGACAGACUUUCUACUGAAAGCACACACAGCGCCGAAUGAAUUAUAUGUACAGAUCGCAAAGAAAUCGGUUGAUCAUGAAUAUUGGGGUCGUCCAGAGGAAAUGACAAUGAACAGGACUUCAUUCAAAGUGACCACGGAAACCCCUGGAAGUGACGUCGCUGGGGAAGUAUCGGCCGCAUUGGCUGCUGCGUCGAUUAUUUUCGCAGAUUCAGAUCCAGAUUAUGCCAAUCAACUGCUGAAUGAAUCCAAAGAAUUAUUUGACUUUGCUGACAAUUACCGUGGAUUGUACGCAGACUCUUUCCCUGAGCCACCUGUCUAUUACAGAGGGAGCAAAUACGAGGACGAGAUAGCAUGGGCGGCUAUUUGGUUGUAUAAGGCAACUGGCGAGGAAGUCUAUCUCAAUAAAACUGAGAAUGAGAUACCGAACAUGACUGGAGGACGUUCAUGGGCGUUUGCAUGGUCACAGGUUGACGCAGGUGUACAUACACUUUUGUACAACUUGACAGGGGACAAGUACUAUAAGAACAGAGUGAUGCGCUAUUUAGACGAGUGGUUGCCUGGUAACGCUAUGUCAUAUACACCCAAAGGACUGGCGUUUCGAAAUGAAUGGGGGUCGCUUAGAUAUGCUUCGUCUACUGCGUUCAUUGCAUUGGUCGCAGCUGAGACCAGGAUACGCCCCACACCGUACCGACAGUUUGCAAAAGAUCAACUUAACUAUAUACUGGGAGACACGGGACGUAGUUACGUGUGUGGAUUCGGAAAGAAUCCCCCAGUUCAACCUCAUCAUCGAAGUAGUUCUUGUCCCGAUUUGCCUGAAACGUGUGCCUGGGGUGCGUUUCGCAGUCCUGAUCCAAAUCCGCAGAUAUUGUAUGGUGCUUUGGUAGGGGGGCCUGACGGAAACGACGAUUACGAAGACACCAGGGAGGAUUACUACAAAAACGAGGUCACGUUGGAUUACAACGCCGGCAUGCAGUCUGCCGUUGCAGGUGCUUUGUCAGACUUGCCAAAUUGUGUUUUAUCAUAA